AAUUCUUUGUGUGGGCAGUAAAAACCGGACCUCUACUCCUUGUUUCUCUCACACAGCUCCUCUUCUAUUCUGAAUUCAUCCCACCGCCGACGGGCAUAGAAAGGCCACGAGGAUAAGAUGGCAGAAGAUGAUGUCUAUACAAAUGAUGGGACCGUGGAUAUCAGAAAUAAGCCUGCUAAUAAGAAGAAAACUGGAAAUUGGAAGGCUUGCAGCUUUAUUCUUGGAAAUGAAUGUUGUGAAAGGUUGGCAUACUAUGGGAUGGGGACCAACCUGGUCAACUAUAUCCAAGACCGUCUUAAUCAGGGAAAUGUUGCUGCAGCAAACAGUGUGACAAAUUGGUCGGGAACCUGCUACAUUACACCAUUGAUUGGAGCCUUUCUAGCCGAUGCAUAUUUGGGAAGAUAUUGGACAAUUGCUUCUUUCUCAAUCAUCUAUGUCUUGGGCAUGACUCUUCUAACAUUGUCUGCUUCAGUAACUGGACUAAAGCCACACUGCAUUGGGCACGAUUGCCAUGCAACAGCAUCACAGACUGCAGUGUGCUUUGUAGCACUUUACAUGAUUGCUCUUGGGACUGGAGGAAUCAAACCUUGUGUCUCGUCCUUUGGGGCUGAUCAGUUUGAUGAAACUGAUGAGGCUGAGAGGAGGAAGAAGAGUUCUUUCUUUAACUGGUUUUACUUUUCUAUCAACAUCGGAGCACUUAUUGCGUCCUCUGUUCUAGUCUGGAUACAGAUGAAUGUGGGCUGGGGCUGGGGGUUCGGGAUACCAGCAGUUGCAAUGGCCAUUGCUGUUGUAUUCUUCUUUUCUGGUAGCAAUUUGUAUCGCCUUCAAAAACCUGGAGGGAGCCCACUUACCAGGAUUUGCCAGGUUAUGAUUGCAUCCUUUAGAAAAGUUAAUGUGAAAGUUCCUGCAGAUAAGUCUCUUCUUUAUGAGACUGCUGACAAGGAAUGCAAUAUUCAAGGGAGCCGCAAGCUUGAGCAUACUGAUAAGUUGGUGUUCUUUGACAAGGCUGCUGUGGAGACAGAAAAAGACCAGGUUAAGGGCAGUGUAGAUCCAUGGAAACUUUGCACAGUAACUCAAGUUGAGGAGCUCAAGUCCAUUAUCAGGUUACUCCCAAUAUGGGCAUCUGGCAUUGUGUUUUCUACUGUCUAUGGCCAAAUGAGCACCAUGUUUGUUUUACAAGGCAACACAAUGGAUCAACACAUGGGUCCGCACUUCAAGAUUCCAUCGGCAUCCCUAUCCCUUUUUGACACUCUCAGUGUUAUCUUCUGGGCUCCUGUGUAUGACAAAUUAAUUGUCCCUUAUGCAAGGAAGUUCACAGGUGUGGAACGAGGCUUCACCCAGCUCCAACGCAUGGGAAUUGGCCUUGUGAUAUCCAUUUUCUCCAUGCUCACUGCUGGAAUCCUGGAGGUUGUCCGGCUUAAUAUUGUCAAGAGGAACAAUUACUAUGACCUAGAGUACAUCCCCAUGUCAAUUUUCUGGCAAGUCCCGCAGUAUUUCCUCAUCGGAUGUGCAGAAGUUUUCACCUUCAUUGGGCAGUUGGAGUUUUUCUAUGACCAGGCACCUGAUGCCAUGAGAAGUAUGUGCUCUGCGCUCUCCCUAACAACUGUUGCAUUGGGUAACUACUUGAGCACUCUGCUUGUUACCAUUGUGACUAAAGUUACUACAAGGCAUGGGAAGCUUGGCUGGAUUCCGGAUAACCUGAACAGAGGCCAUCUUGACUACUUUUACUGGGUCCUGGCUAUCCUUAGUUUGAUUAACUUUGUUGUCUAUCUGUGGAUCUCGAAGUGGUAUACCUACAAGAAGGCAACUGGUCAUGCCCAUUGAUGCAAGCCAUUGAAAUCUGUCUCUAGUUUGGUACUUUGUGGUUUGUGUUUUUAUUUUUUUCUUGAUUUGGUUUGGUUGGAUUUCUAGUACUUGCUGAACAAAGUAUUUCGUAAAUAAAAAAAAAUGUUUUAU
Messenger RNA from Rubroshorea leprosula, 1956 nucleotides. The record is from the annotation of a GenBank genome assembly. Lineage: Eukaryota; Viridiplantae; Streptophyta; Magnoliopsida; Malvales; Dipterocarpaceae.